Messenger RNA from Manis javanica (Malayan pangolin), 2881 nucleotides. It is a transcript of the gene BAALC, whose product is annotated as BAALC binder of MAP3K1 and KLF4. NCBI's taxonomy places the organism in Eukaryota, Metazoa, Chordata, Mammalia, Pholidota, Manidae. Gene Ontology annotation, cellular component: cytoplasm. The record is from RefSeq and is a predicted model, not a curated record.
GGGGCGCGCGGGCAGAGGGCGCGGCGGGAGCUCAGCCGCUCGCUGGGACGCGGGAGGGCGCGGGGACGCGAUGCCGCCCGCGCCUCGCGGGGCUGGGCUGCGCCGCCGAGGCUGAGCCGCCUGCCCAGCGACCGCCGGGCGCGCACGCUGCGCGGGAGGAUGGGCUGCGGCGGGAGCCGGGCCGAUGCCAUCGAGCCCCGCUACUACGAGAGCUGGACCCGCGAGACCGAGUCCACCUGGCUCACGUACACAGACUCGGACUCGCCGCCCAGCGCCGCCGCCGCGGACAGCGGCGCCGAGGCGGGCGGCCUGCACGCGGGUGGACAUGAGGGCUUCAGUACAACUGCCACAGAAUUGCGAGCAGCGUCCAUUCUUUUCCAGCACAGAGGCUGGGGUGCGCCGGAAGAGGGGCUGUCUUCCAAGGGUGUGCCCCGACCUGCAGCACCAGGUGGAGUGCCCAACCCAGAGAAGAAGAUGAGUUGUGGGACCCAGUGCCCGAAUCCCCAGAGCUUCAGCUCAGGAGCUCUGACCCAGAAGCAGAACGGCCUUCGGACUGUGGAGGCUAAAAGAGAUGCUAAGCGAAUGUCUGCAAAAGAAGUCACCAUUAAUGUUACGAACAGCAUCCGACAGGUGGACAGGAGUGGAAGAAUCACAAAGAACUGCGUCAACUAGCUGAGUGUCCAGCUGUAAGGGCAGGUGGACUGCUUUGACCCCCUUCAUGCACUGCAUCCCAUCAUGGAACCUGGAAGAAGCAGGUGCCCCUUGCUGAAUGUGAACACUGCUGAGUGCCUUGAGAGACUGUCAUGCCUGGCAGCCAACAGCUGGCUGCCUGAGCCAAUGGGUCGUUCACAGCUGCCUACUUAUCACCUGAAGUGUUGGUGCAGUACUCGCACUUGGUAAUAAACCACCAGUGUUCCAUUCAGUUCGCCUCUUUGCGACUCCUGCAAUGUGGUCUGAUGGAAGAGUGGUGAGAGAAAGCCACAGGCCAGUGUAUGAAACAGAGGAAAGCAGGUUCCCCAGGAGAGAGGGUCACACAAAGUUUGCUGGCCACAGGAACGUGCGCUGUCUCAGGCAGGCUUGUGCUCUUGUUCUUUCUUUUGAAUACCACCAUCACAAAGCCUGCUGUGGUCACUUAAAAGUUGACUUUGACCCACCUUCAAACCCAAAUCUAUGAGAAAUCAGGAAAUGGGAAAACUCCUUUCUUGUUUCCUUAGCUCAGUAUGAGACAGAUUCAGAUCCAGUUUCACUCAAACUAACACCAUUGCACCCAUGGUGACUUUGGGAGGUCUCUAUAAUGCAGUCACAUCCAUUUCUCAUUUGGUCAGUGUCCCCCAUGCCGGCGUCCUUGGCAGCUUCUGAACCAUGAUACCGUGGUCACUGUUGUUAAUGCAUUCAGCCUAGGACAACCCUCAGGGCUCAGCCAGACGUGGCAUUCUUCAUAGCUCCCCGGGCUGCUUUGCUUCUAUUCUUGAGUGUUUUCUCUCUCCAGACAGGUCAUUUGCAAUUGUUAAUCAAAGACGGACACCACUCACCCAGGGAGGUACUCUGGAAUGUGUUGGCAGUGCACACACUUCCCUUUGGCCUCUCUGACCACAGCCCCAGGCUAUGUCAUAGGUUAUCUGCAAAGAAUCACUUCAGAAAGCCAGCACCUGGUGAUGCAUAUUCACACUGACAUGUACACUGUGUUGGAAAUCAGAGGCAGUAAAAAAAUGUUUUGAUAGGAAUGACAUUUUCUAACAUUUCUUUAAACAUGUUGAGGUGGGAGUAUUUUCCUCUGAAGUAAUGUAACAUGAUUUUUACAGGACUGUUAAGAUGCCUGAGAUGGGAAAGGUAGGACCACAGUUGUACCAAACACUACCAAUAAACUCUGUGCUUAGCAGAAGUGGGCAGCCUGAUGGUGUGUGUUUAUAUAACACAGUCCAGAGAAUUGACAUGAGCACGUUAAAAUACAGAUACUCGUCCUCCUUACUGGUCAAUUCUAUAAUUCCUCAAACACAAGUGAGUAGUGUCCUUCCUUCCUUCCUUUGGUAGAUUGUAUAUUUACUCAUGAAACAUUAAACACCAGCCCUGUGUCAGGCACCUCAUGGAUGCUGAGAGGUUUGGAAUCCGGCCAGUCCCACUGGUGUAUCCUAACUCUAAAGUGGACCUAAUCACCAGGAAGUUAACUUACACCCUAAGGCAUCGUGAGUGCUGUGAGUUGCUCUGGAACGGAAUCCCACUUUUAUAUUCCAGGUAAGGUUUCUGUCUUAAAUGCCACAUCUGGGUGUUCUCUGCAUCACUAUACAAGCCUUUAUCAUAUGUGAAACCACAGUUUCCCAAACGUCUGUCAUUUUGUAAUUCUUUGAGAAAGGGCUUUUAGGGAACUUCAUGUUCUAAAAAUUUUUUUAAUAGUAACACAAAUAAAAGCAGAACCUGUGACUCACACGUCCCCAGUGGCAUUACUCAGCAGGAGCCCCCAGCCGCCAAAGGCCGGCGGUCCUGCACGUCGAAGGGCUCACUGUCCCAGGGCACACGCAUUUGUGUGUGGCGGUCUUUCACUGUCACUGCGCUGUCGGUCACGGCCCAGGCCUAGUGUCUCUUUUCUACCUUGUUGCAUCAUUUAACUCCUGCACAGUGUUUGGAAUUGAUCGACUUGCGAGGGUGACCUUGUUUUAUACAGAAACAGUUUCUGUCAUCUGGGGGAGAAGGGAAUGAAGGACAGAUGUGGUCCGCCCCUCCCUGGGACCAUCUGGAUUUCACCGAGACAGUGGCCAGAAGUCAAGCCAUGUUACUGGCAGUUUUUUUCAUGUGUGUAUGAUACGGUAACUGAUUCUUACUGUCUUAUUAGCCUAACACUUUCUAUUGCAAAGUUUGGUCAAUAAAGUCAUCAGUUUCAAACAUA